GGAGUCACCAUCCCUAGAGGUGUUCAAGAAACAUUUAGACGUUACACUGGGGGACAUGGUUUAGUGGAGAAAUAUUGGUGAUAGGUGGAUGGUUGGACUGGAUGAUCUUGGAGAUCUAUUCCAUCCUUACCUUGGUGAUUCUGAGAUUCUAUGAUUUAGGGCAUUUAAGCCAUGCACCUACUCCCUCCUGAUGAAGUCAGAAUUACCCCUAAGCCUUGUAGUAGCUUUAUGAUAGUUCCUUUGUCAUUGUUCUGCUUUUAAAAAUGAGCUUUUAGUCCCUCUAAGGAGGCAGAGAAAUGAGGCUUAGCUUUUGAUUAGUCCUGAAGUGGUCAGGCAGUUGUACUAGAUGAUCUUUUGAAAGUUCCUUCCAACUGAACUAUUCUGUUCUAGUUAGGUAGUUGUUUUUUGCAUGCUCUGGAAGACUUGUGGAAACUGUCCUGCAGCCCAAAAGCUAGUUGCAAAGCAGGCAAUACUUACUGUCUUAAUUCUGACAUGAAGUAAUUGCUUUGGAAUCUUUUUACUUUUCUUUUGUAUAGCAGGAGAAAUAUUUAUUUUAGUUUCUCUGUCGUGUUAGCUAUGUGUGAAAGGACAGCAGUGAAUGAGAGAUCCAGACCUGUUGCUUUUGUUCAGAAUGGUUUCAUGUAGGUUCAUCCUAGCCAACUAGAAGCUGGGUGAGUAGUCUAGUCUCCCUGUGGUCAUCCAAGCCUAAGACAGGUGAUGUGUGUUGCUUAUUGAAGGAGUUUCUUUCCCUCCAUUGAUUUGUAAAAGAAAAAGCUCAAAAUGUAAUUCAACAAUUGUUCAUGUAGAGGUUAUGGGAGCUGAUGUCUACUGUGAGACCACCCUACUACUAUUCUUAAAGGAGUGUUGGUGUUCCUCACUUAUCACUGCAAUUAAAAAUCUGUUAUCAUUUUGUGUGUCUGUAGAAUGAAAGUCUAAAAUUUUAUUGUGUUUCUUUGGUGAGUUUGAGGUAAAGUUUGAAAGACAGGGUGUAAUUUUCAUCUUCUGCUUACUGUAUAGCACUGUAUUGUGUUAAUGUCGUUUGUUUAUACUAUUUGUGUGAGUUAAUUUCAGAUUUAGUUCUGCACCAGGUAGUUCAUCCGUGUAAAAAAUUUAGUCUAGACUGAUUGAAGAAACUAGCAGUAAGCGCAUUUUUGCAAUCUAGGAGGAUCAUGAUGUAUGAGAACAGAACAGGUAUAUGCAAUAAGAACAGCUGAAGUGUCUUUUUUUUUUAAUAGGUAAAAGAAUGCUUGGAUAUUCCCAGUCCAAACAGUGGCAAAUGGCUACCUUCUCUCUCCCCCAAACCUGAAUGUUUAGUUCACCCUAGGUUCAUCAUAAAAGGAGGGGUUGCAUAUCAUUCCACCUGAUGAACAUGCCAGGAGUCCAGACCAGUGGGGUCCUGUGAUUUUUCAAAUGGUCUGCAUACAUGACAUUUUAUAAAUGGUUUUAGGUACACUUGUACUCCCGACAGUGCUGAUAAAAUUCCAGGCAAUUUUAACCCUAUUUUGUAGGCAGGAAAACCUGGUGCAGAAAGAGUUUGUGAGUCUGUCCUUGAAAAAGGGAGCUCUUCUUUUCUAGUCUCUCUGUCUGGCCUUCUUUAAUCUUGCUGAUGCUCUGAGGAGCCUGAAUAAGGAGCGUAAUUUAAGUGUUGUUUUUUUUUUUUUCUCUUUAAACUUCCUCUACUCUUUCAAUUGCUUUGUAAGCCACCUGGGAGGUGGUUUAAUGCAAGGAAAGAAGCCCUGCAUUAUUAGCAUGCUGCUAUUAGCUAAACAGUUAACUAGGGAAAACCAAUUGACCGUAGUAGUGGAGUGGAUUUAAUAUUAACCUGUUGGCUAUUGCAGGUAAGUUGACUUUAUUGAAAGUCACAAUCCCAUAGGCUUAGAAAACCAAAAGCAGUAGCAGGUGUAGCAAGACAUUUUUUUCAUCCCCUUUUUCUUGCUGCAGACGUUUUUCACAGUCUCUAUGUAAUUUAUAUAUCAAGGUUAUUUUUCUAGCUUGCAUUCCAUGUUUUUGAUAAUCAGUGUGUAGUUGUGAAGUGGGUACUGGAAACUUACAUAUUGAUGUUUUUUUUCCCCAGGAAAUGACUUGUUUGUGUCCAGGACAAGCUGAUCAGACUGUUCCUUGUCUAAUGGGGAGUGCUUUUACCAGUGCUGAGUGAACCAUUUUUGGCUGAUUAGCUAUUUAGCAUGUGUCACUACUUGAGGCUCAUGAAUUCAACUUUUGAGAGGAAAAUAAUGAUACAAAGAACUAAAUUUUUGUGAAGAAUAUUCUUUAGUAUGUUAGUUGAUACAGCUUGAAUAUUGAAUAUAUGGUUAGCUGUGAAUUGUGUACCUCCCACUGAGACUGGUGUGCGCUAUUAUAAGAAAUAUGUAGACCUUUUGUAAAUGGAGAAUUCACUGCCUUUCUUUGCCUUGCAUCUGGAAAAUAGCAUUACUUUGAUUUUUCAGUUGGCUUGGUGGGAAUGUUUCCCACCUUCUAUUUCUGUCAAACGCACAAGUCUGUUUCCAUGCUUAAGGUUAUUCUCAAAGAAGAUGAGAAAAGUGAAUGGGCCUUGGCUAUCAAUAAAUGUUUGGGGUGUUUCCUUCCUCCCAAGCCAUUUAUGAAAUUUUCAGAGGAAUAUUGCCUUCCUCUUUUGUUCUGAAUUCAGCAAAAUACUCAGAUUUCAACCAGCUAAAUGAAAAAUGUGAGAUUUCAAGAGUGGAAAUGCAGGCCCCUGGUUUGAGGGCUGCUUUGCAGGAACCAUCUUAUCUGUUCUUCUGGUAGAUGUUGGAGAUGUGAUACAUUUUAUCACUCAUGCCAACAGAAUGGCCAGCCUUGGAAUCUGGAACAGCAGAAGGCAUAGAGCGGCAUGUGUGAGAGUGUGCAUGGCUGGACUGUACCUUGCCUAACUUGAAGAGGAAGGAUUUGUAGUGGUCUAGUUCUGAGUCUGUAACUUGUUCAGGGUCUGCCUGUUAAUAGAAUCACAACAUCAGUGUCAACACUCAUCUGUGUCAGCGCUCAUCUGUUGUUGGAGAGUGCUGUCUUUGACUGAAAUGUCUGGGUUACGAGCUGAAGGCAUGGUAACAACCAUAAUCAAAACAAACACUCGCUAGAUAAGUAGGUCCAUAGAACCACAGAGUUGUUUGAGUUGGAAGGGACUUUUAAAGGGUGUCUCGUCCAACUUCCCUGCAAUGAACAGGCAUAAGUACUGACUGUAGUAACUUUCCUUAGAAUUCAUGGAUGCACACACAGCUUGUGAAUACCACCAAAGCAUCAGCAGCUUGAAUUUCAGUUUGUAAGCAUCCCCAGAAUAAUGCAGAGAUAGGACUUAAAAGUUAGUUUGAUGUCAGACUAAACCAACCUCCUUUUGGUUCUUGAGCAAAUUAUGGGACUGUGCUAGUGAUGCAAAUAGUUGGAUUCUUUCUGAUCUCUCCCAGUACCUUGCCAGAUUUACCCAAACCCAGAAUAAAUGGCUUGCAUUAAAUCAUUUUGAAAUUGCAUAUAGCAGAUACAAUUGUCCUAGAUUUCUGGAAUAUUAAGCAAAGCAGUACAAGGUUAUAAACAUGAGUGAAUUUUUUGCUUGUUCAUUGAUGACAUCACGUACUUCACCAAGGAACAGAAAAUAAAAACAAAUUUGGAACCAACAAAAAGUGAUUAUUUGGAUACUAUGGGUGAUCUAUUGCUAUUUAAAAGGAGAAAUCUGUGAGUCUGAAUGGCAUUUGCAUAGUGGUUGCUUUCAGCAUAACCUGCAACUUUUUUUUUUUUUUAGUCGUAUCCUUAGGAAAUUGAGAGAUUGUGCCUUGAGAUUGUUAAUACUUGAACAUCUAAGUUUAAAGUUAAGUCAUGUAUUUGCUGCUAACAAAGAUUGCCUCUAGAAGACUUACUUCAAUAACCUGUUCAGGCAGCAAUUUUGCUGCCUCCUCUACAGUGAAAGCAUAUUCAAGUAUGCCUUUGUUUCUGCAGCAUUUUGGUUAGCUUUCAUUCUUCCUUCAUAUGAAUCACGCAAAAGUCUUGUAGGUUUUUGUAAUUUGAAAAGGGAAUGAGUCUGAAAUAUUUUCCAGUGAGUAGAAUACUGAAUCUUUUGUAUAGAUGUACUUCAAAGGAAAACAGUGUUUUCUAUUGUUGGAAAUUCAUCUUUAAAGACAUUUUCUUUCCCAUUUCGGCUAAUUUCUUUAAGUGUUUCUGGACAAGGUUUAUGGGGUUUUCAGUUGAAACUCCAGGUGUAUUACUAUCAGAAUAUUCUAGAUUACUGAAAGCUCCAACAGUCUUACAUUGGUUUCUACUUCCAGUUGGUUACCAGGUUACUGCUGUAAGCAUAGUGUUUCUUUAUCAAUGUAGGUAUGAUACUUAAGAAAUGUGGGUGGUUUUCAUUUCUUGUCUUUUAAUGCUAGGGUGUUUUGGAUUCUUUUUCAUUUGACAGAAUGAUUUAAGGUUAUACACAGCCUUUGCAAACCUUUGUUGCCUGAAGGAAAUUCAUUCUGUAGAGGAUUUAUUAGCAAGAUCUUAUCAGAGUGGACACCUUGUACCUUAUGAGAACAAUUUGUCCUCUUAACCUCCAGGGGUAUGAUACACAGGAAUAUUUAUGUUCUGGAGAGACUGCCUUUGAAAACAUGAAAAACAGGUGGGAAGGAGGAAAAACGGGAGCCUAUCUGACUUGCUUGUUAAGUUAUCGCAGGGAAAUGAGCUGUUUACCAGUAAGAAAGGGUCAUUACUGAUGAAAGGAGAUGGAAAAUGUAUUUCCACUUUACAUAACAAAUGCUAAGGCUGAUAAAUAUUUUUUCCCCCCAAGCAUUUCUUCGAGAUUUGCAAAACCAGCAGUGCCACACAGUCCAAGUAUCCAAGGAGCUAAAAGACUUAAAUUCCUCUUCUCCUUUUGUUUUAUUCCACGUUUUUAAAAGAGAAUGUAAGACUACAUACAUGCCUCACUUUGUAUUUGCUACUCAUGACUUAACACAUUGACCGUUUAAAUUCAUUUGGUUUUCACUUUCCCUGUGUAUAAAACACAAGAAGAAACUUCCUGCUUUUACCUGGGUAGUAAGAAGACUAGUUAGCAUCUCUAAAAGUCUGUAAGGAGAACUGAUGUUUCCUCUCUUCAGAGAGCCAGUAUUUCUCAAAGCGUGGUCCUAGACUACUGACUCAAAUGAAGAAUGAGCUAAGAAAUUACUGCAGUAUUUUUUUAACGUAACUGUAUUUUUGGAGUGUGGAGCUACUAUGUAGUAGCUGAAUUGUUGCAAUUUCUACUGCACAUUUAAUGCAUAUUUAAUUUUAGAGUGAAAUCGCUUUAUGCCUUUUUAAUGAGCUUCAAAGUUGACAAGGAUUUAAGCUGUUUAUGGCAACACUCUGGAUGCUGGUGUUACAGUAGCUAUCUUGAAAUAAAACAAAGUGAAAGAACUUCACAGUAAGGGUGACAGAGCACUGGAACGGGCUGCCCAGAGAGGUUGUGGAGUCUCUUUCUUUGGAGAUAUUCAAGACCCACCUGGAUGCCGAGCUGUGCAGCCUGCUGUAGGGAGCCUGCUUUGCAGGGGGGUUGGACUCAGUGAUCUCUGGAGGUCCCUUCCAACCCCUACAAUGCUGUGAUUCUGUGAAACAAUAGCAAACAAUUUCAGUUAGCAUGCUGUUUCAUGAUCUAAUUAGAAUUUCUAUGCUUCUAGUUAAUAUUCAUGGAAAGCAAAAUUUCUGUUUAGUGGUAUCUUGCGUUUACUUGCUCAAGGCGAAUAUAAAGAAAUGCCAUGAGAUAUCCUGCUUGAUGUUUGGAAUUGUCAGGAAUGGGAGUCAUUAACAUGCCAUGAUUGUUUGUGCUGCUCUUGUGUUCAGUUCUCUGAUGAAAUACAAGUUAACAGCAAAUUUCUUACAGAUGCUGAUCACUGAUUCAAUGUAAAUGCAAAUAGUCCUUUGUCUGAGCUAUGAUCUUUUCAAAAUUCACAGAAGAAUCUGUAAUUGUUUCCGAAGAGACACUGGGAUAUUGUGCUAUUCCACUUCCUAGUUUUUUUAGCCAUACCAGACCCAAAAAUGAAAGAAGAAUCCCAAGGUGAACUCCUUUGGCGGCUGAAGAUGGAUCAGCAUGUCCAGCACAGACAGCCUUGUCCUAUCUCCCUUCCUUUCUCAGCCUUAGGAUCUUACAGAGGUGGUGACAUCUGAGGUGCUGAUCACAGCAAGAAAUCUGUGUUUUUGUGAAUGUAACCGUUUUGCAUUUAAAAAGGGAGAAAUUGAGGCUUAGAGAAGUGUUCGAUCUGAAUCAGAUAUCUAUUCUAACACUGUGAAAUCACUGUGUUCCGACUGCUCUACCAUAAGCUUGUUGAUAACUCUUUUCAUUAGUUUGUUUUCCCCAUCUCUCUGCCUUGGUGAAGCAUGUGUGCUAAUGGUGCUACUGAUGUGGUAUCAGGCUGCUUUCUGCUGUUGGAUUUGUAUCGCCUUAAGGGAAUUUAAAGGCAAGUUUAAAAUAAAGCUUCAAGGAAAGCAAAACAUUAUUGUGAAAAACGAUUUCUGAAGUUCAGUGAAGCUAAAGUAUAUGCAACUUGAUGUGUAUAAACCAAGUACGAAGCAGAGGAGUGGGUCUUCUGGAUAUAAAUAAGUAACUGAUAUUUGGGGAAAACUGGACUAUAAUUUGAAAGUCAGCAAAUCUUAAAACAUCUGUUUAGGAUUCUACUUUUGAUUGAGAGCAUUCAAGAAACAACAUGUUUUAUUUAAUCAGUAGUGUAAAAGGAGGGGAGUGACUUUGAUAGUUUGCUGUGGUUUUGCUUUUUAUUUUUUUAAACUCCAGGGCAUGAGAUGAAAGUCACUAAAUGUCUAAGUAUUCUUGUUUGUUUUCUUCAUAGUACAGGGUGUAGCAUUAUUGAAGACUUGUUGAUUAUAUAAUUCUUCUUUAUGGUGCUGAAGGUGAGCUUGGCUCCACACUCAUGUGAGUCUCUGAAGGCUUCCUCUCAUGUCAGCAGCCUUUGUUUGCUCCUUGUAUCACCGAUAUUGCCCCAUAACUGGCAAAGUGUCUCUAGGACUAAAGGUACAUCCCAAGGACUCUAUAAAGUGGCUUCCCAAGUCUCCUAAGCUGUACGGUGGCCAUAACUGGAGCUCCCAGGGCUCUCGCUGGACCUCGUUAAAAGGAAAGGAGGGUUUUCAUGGUGGUAACCUGUACAAACUCAGCUCUGCCAAUGGGAAAUGGAGGGAAGGAAGGAUCAGCCCUGAGCAAGAAGCAGAGGAGCUGGAGGAUCCUGACGAAGAUGAACCUGUUUCCAAGUUUUCUGGCAGCCUCUUUGAUAAUGAUGUUCAUGUAAGAGAUCAAAGAAAUUCCAGAGCAGCUCUUCAAGAGAGACACAAGUCAGCAAUGAAGGGGAAAACUGCUCCAGGGACUAACAGCAAGACACAGGCCCAUGUCUCGGCAGGCAGCUUGCCUGGAGAGGGCGGCAGGUUUCUGGAGGAAUCCAGAGCUGCAGAUGGGACACAGCCUCCGCUUAAGAUAACCAUUACUGUGUGCAGUCAAAUGGGGAGUCUUGGUAUUAGCAUUGCUGGUGGAAAGGGCUCAUCUCCAUAUAAAGACAAUGAUGAGGGAAUUUUGAUUACACGGCUACCGAAAGAUUGUCCAGCAGAUGUGGCUGGGAUGCAAGCAGGAGAAAGAGCAGCAGAGGGAUCCCUCAUUUCAGAACCCAGCACCCACAAUGCUGGUCCUACUGAAGCUUCAUCUAAAGGCAACCCCUUCCAGACGUUAAACCAUGUCAUAACAAUACCUCGAAUAAUCCUCACACGCCCUUCGACCUCUGAUGAAGAUACUGACCAGCUGCCCCCAGAUCCAGAUGACUUUGAGAUGGAGGAUCCCGAUGGCACAGAACGCCGCGCCUACUCAGACUGUCUGAACAGCGCUUUUUAUCCUCCCUAAUAAAGAAGUUUUUUGGAAAGACUUUGUGAUGAUUAUUUUUUUUUCCAGUUGUUCAAUGGCAUUUAAUGUAAUACUGGAACCGUUAUGCCUUAUUUGUAGGUAAAACCAUAACAGAGGAUGGAUUUGAACUGCGGUGAGGGGAGCACAACCCGUGUUUGUGUCUGGUUGUUUUGAACUCUCCUUCAGCCAGAACCUGAGUGCUUGAAGCAGCAUGCUCUGGGUGGGGUGGUGUGAAUGUCCCCACGUGCUGCAACACCCUCCUGUAAGUGCGUUCUACAGCAGCUAAAGGCAGUGAUGAAAACAACAGAUGAUUUUGUACUCGUCUGGAAACACGGUGAAAACAACUGUAUGUAUAUAUGUAUAUAUAUCUCAAAUAUUGUGUCCAUUUUGUGUCUAUAUAGCUUACCCUUUUCUCUACCUGCAGGUUCCUUUGAAUUGUCCCUUUUAAUGUUGUUUUCUAUAACAAAAUAAAAAUAAAAAAAAAUAAAAAAUUGUUUUCUGUCUUCUAAAUAGUGCUGUUUUCCCCCCCCCCCCAGAGAAAUGUUAUUUACAUUGGAAUUCUAUAUUUCAUUUUAGUGUAAAAAAAAAAAAGUUUAUCCGAGUAUAUUGGUAACACAAAUGUAUAUCAGAUUUGAGUAGCACCUGCAAGUUACUUUUUAUGAGCUCUCGAAAUGAGGAAAUCAUCUUACACAGCCAUGCAUCUGCAGAGAAGCAACUUCUUACCCCUGAUGUAUUAUUUCUCCUCCUGACUUGCAUAUAGGCAGAACACCUUAAAUUUGCCUUAUGGCAAUAUUCCAGAAUUCCAUGUGUAAAUAUGUAUAGGAGAUGAGCACUGAAGAAUAAAUGUUCAUGUACAA
Molecule: messenger RNA, 8700 nt
Organism: Numida meleagris (helmeted guineafowl)
Lineage: Eukaryota; Metazoa; Chordata; Aves; Galliformes; Numididae
Product: protein scribble homolog
Exons: 7
Coding region: 6899-7843 (314 amino acids)
Molecular function (GO): protein binding
Source: RefSeq, a predicted model, not a curated record